AAAAUCAAAAACUGACCAAAACCACCCCAAUUAUACUUUUCUCUUUCUAUCUCUAGAAUUGGAGUAGAAUUUUCUCUUCUUCUUCUUGAUUUCCUCGAAUAGUUUUUGGUCUUUUCAAGACACUUGCCCCUUUUUGCCUUCUCUGCUAAGCUUUUCUUUUAUUUUUGCUACUAUUCGGAUCUCAUCUUCUCCUCUGUAAAUUUGUUGUGUAGAAGCAAAAUUUAUAGUUUGUUGAAAUGGCGGGCCGUUAUGAUCGAAACCCUUUUGAUGAAGAAGAAGAAGUUAAUCCUUUUGCUGAUGGUGGAGGCAGAGGGAAAUCUUCAGGGCAAUCAAAAUUUAGCGGAGGUGCAUUUAAUAUCACAUCUGGGAGUGUGCCUUCAGCAACAAAUUCCAGACUGUCACCCCUUCCUCCAGAACCAGCUGAUUUCUAUGACCGCAAUGCAUCAAUUGAUAUUCCUCUUGAUAGUUCUGCGGACUUGAAAAAGAAAGAAAAAGAAUUACAGGCAAAGGAGAGUGAAUUACGGCGGAGGGAACAGGAACUAAAAAAAAGAGAAGAUGCUGCAGCAAGAGCUGGCAUUGUUAUCGAGAAGAAAAAUUGGCCUCCGUUCUUCCCAAUUAUCCAUCAUGAUAUUGGAAAUGAAAUACCAAUUCAUCUGCAAAAGCUACAAUAUGUUGCAUUUACAACAUUCUUGGGACUUAUUGCAUGCCUUGUGUGGAACAUUGUAGCUACCACUACAGCAUGGAUUAAAGAAGGAGAUGUAAAGAUCUGGUUCCUUUCUAUCAUUUACUUCAUAUCGGGAGUUCCUGGAGCCUAUUUCCUGUGGUAUCGUCCUCUGUAUCGUGCCUUUAGAACUGAGGGUGCCAUGAAGUUUGCGUGGUUUUUCUUGUUUUACAUGGUUCACAUUAUAUUCUGUAUCUUUGCUGCUGUUGCUCCUCCAGUAGUCUUCCGAGGAAAAUCCCUUACAGGCAUCCUGCCUGCAGUGGAUCUCAUUGGCAAAAAUGUACUUGUUGGGAUUUUCUACUUCAUCGGUUUCGGGCUAUUUUGUCUCGAAUCAGUGCUGAGCAUUUGGGUUAUCCAGCAAGUAUACAUGUAUUUCCGAGGAAGUGGUAAAGCUGCACAGAUGAAACAAGAAGCUGCUAGAGGGGCCUUGAGAGCAGCAAUAUAAUAAAGGGAUGAUUUUGGGGAAGAAUGAUUUGCGUGCCUCUGCUAUAGGAUAUAACAGAUAUAGAAAUUGGCGACUUCAGUUGGACAGAUAUGCUUGGUUUCGUUCAUAUGUUUUGGUUAACCUCUGAUCUGAUAUGCUUGUUUUAAUAUGUUUUAGUACUUUAGUUAGGCAAACAUGGUUGUUUCAUGUGUGUUUGUAGUGAUCAUUCUUGUGAUGUAUGUUUAUUUACUACUACUUUGGUCGAAGUGUUGUCAGGAAAAAGAUAGAAUACAUACCCCUUGUAUUUUUGGACACAAUCUUUGCAUGUGUUAAUUCUAUUUUUAUUUUUGGCGUUCGCA
This is a messenger RNA of Nicotiana tabacum (common tobacco), 1504 nucleotides long. RefSeq names its product secretory carrier-associated membrane protein 2. Lineage: Eukaryota; Viridiplantae; Streptophyta; Magnoliopsida; Solanales; Solanaceae. Gene Ontology annotation, cellular component: trans-Golgi network membrane; recycling endosome membrane. Gene Ontology annotation, biological process: protein transport. The record is from RefSeq and is a predicted model, not a curated record.